UGUGUUUUACAUGUUGUGUUCUGUUUGAAAUUUUGAUUUGGACAGGGAACUAACUAAUUCUGUGGGAUAGGUGAAUGAACUAAGCUGUCACGUUGUGCUUCUACAAUUAGUGCAACAGUAGUGCUGAAUAGUUGUUAGGAUGGCCGAGGCAACUGAUUCAGAGGUUCCUGAAUGCUGGAUUAGCAAGGGUUUGUGCGAGAAAUCCAGGGAAAAGGCUGCAGCGGAGCUCAAUGAAACGGAGGAACGAAAGAAAUCUGCUCUUGUUGAAAUACGCGAAAAAAUUGCUGAAUACAGUAAAGAGCACCCCAGCUUCCGCUUUCCAAGAGAAGAUGAUUCUUUCCUGGUCCGAUUCCUUAGAGCUCGCAAGUAUGAUGUAGAACGAGCGUUCUCUCUACUCAUCAACUUCACCACAUACCGAAUUGAUCACCCAGAGCUGUUUGAAGGUGUGACGUUGGACAGUGUACGACCAACUCUGGAGUAUUGUCUACCAUUCAUUCUGCGAGACCGCGACGACGAAGGCCGUCGAGUUGUAAUAUUCCAGCCGUCCAGGAUAGACCCAGAGCGCUAUAGCCAUGACAGUGUGCAACAAGCAAUAGUUUACGCACUUGACGCACUGAUUGAUGAUGAGGAAGCCCAAGUGAAUGGCUUCAUUUUGAUAGAAGACUACUCGAACAUGACCAUCAGAAAGAUCCUGGGAUUGGACCAGAGACUGAUGAAGCGGCUAUCUACCCUUUUCCAAGAUGCGUAUCCGGCUCGCUUCUCAGGAAUGCACUUUGUCAAUCAACCGUGGUUCUUCAGCAUACUGUGGAACAUCGCAAAACCAUUCCUGAAGGAAAAGAUAAGACAGCGGACACACAUGCACGGAUCAGACUUUGGCAGGCUUCAUGAGUUUAUCCCCAAGAGGUGUCUCCCGGCUGAAGUUGGAGGUGACAGGCCACCGUAUUCGCCGGACGAGCUGCUCGACUUUCUGAGCAAAGUGAAGGUUGACCGACCCCCUGCACGUCAGGUAACUGCUCUCUGAGCAGUAGGCAUGGCGGUGACUACAACCUUGAGCAAUAUCACCUGUGACUGAGCAUAACUCUAAGCACACGUAGAACGAAAUGAGAAAGUAAUGUUUACUGUUACAUUGCUAUCUUGCACUCUCUUUCAUAUUUUGGUUCCAGAUGCCUCUCCCCCAACAUCCCUCACAAGUAGCAUUGAUAUGUUGUCACUAGGUGCGUGGGACAAACAUCCUCAAUUUUAGGUUAUUCCCAUUAGUUGUUUUAGAAGUGUUAGUGAGGUUCUGCCGUGUACCUAACCUGGCAUGCAUGCUGGAUAAUGUGCCGUGAUUUAUCCUAGCCUCCUCUUUCGGGAGCUAGUAGGUUCUAUAUUUUAUUUUGAUGAUUUCAGUACUAAAAUAUUCAUGAUUUCAUGAUGAUCUCACUUGAGGGAACUUUCUGUUAUUCUAUUCUUUUCUUAGCGUAUUUUUAAAUCACAUGGAAACGAGUUAUGAAGCAGCUAUCCACCAUGA
This is a messenger RNA of Sycon ciliatum, 1510 nucleotides long. RefSeq names its product retinaldehyde-binding protein 1-like. Lineage: Eukaryota; Metazoa; Porifera; Calcarea; Leucosolenida; Sycettidae. The record is from RefSeq and is a predicted model, not a curated record. The transcript has 2 exons. Gene Ontology annotation, cellular component: membrane. Gene Ontology annotation, molecular function: phosphatidylinositol bisphosphate binding. Bases 140 to 1021 code for a protein of 293 amino acids.